This is a messenger RNA of Scomber scombrus (Atlantic mackerel), 2233 nucleotides long. RefSeq names its product translocase of inner mitochondrial membrane 21 (gene timm21). NCBI's taxonomy places the organism in Eukaryota, Metazoa, Chordata, Actinopteri, Scombriformes, Scombridae. The transcript is spliced from 6 exons. Gene Ontology annotation, cellular component: TIM23 mitochondrial import inner membrane translocase complex. Bases 210 to 983 code for a protein of 257 amino acids. The record is from RefSeq and is a predicted model, not a curated record. Gene Ontology annotation, biological process: protein import into mitochondrial matrix.
ACACACACACACAUACCAACAUGUAACACGGUUAGUCGUGUAGGUUAGUUUGUUGUAAGUUAUACGUUCGUGUCGUAUAUUAACUUUUCAUACUAUUGCAGAAUACGGUAGGUUGUUGUUGCUUUCUAGCACUAAAACACCAGCUCGACAUUGCUGGCGGGCUGUGUAGCAACAUAAGAGUUGAAAGCUAACCCACAGAGGACACAAUCAUGGCUUACAGGCAGAUAUUGAAAGCUUUACACAGGAGUCUUCAACAGACAGCGACUCAGUACGCCGUGCACACAUACAAACUCGUACAGGUUAGCAUGCUUGUCCACACACACAGGACAGUAUCAACAGUGUCGAGACUGAGCUUUCAUAGAGGAGUCCAGAGUACACCUUGGUCUGUGUUGCCAGUACUGAGCUGCUUCGUGCAGGCGCAGACACGGAGGGGCAUUUCUCUGCACUCUGCUGCCAGAAAUCCAAGCAGUCCUGAGGAGAGAGACGGCGGCCACAAAUCAGUCUCCAGGUAUCAGAGUGGGAGCCCAAAGCCUUCAGCUGCACAGAAAGUGAAGGAUGCUGGCCGCGACUUCACCUACCUGAUAGUUGUACUGAUCGGGCUUGGAGUGACAGGUGGUCUGUUAUAUGUGGUCUUCCAGGAGCUGUUUUCCACCUCGAGCCCAAAUAAAAUCUAUGGGAAAGCUUUCGACAAAGUCAGGUUGCACCCAGAGGUUAUUGGUGCCUUUGGAGAACCAAUCAAGUGUUACGGUGAGACAACCCGCAGAGGAAGGAGACAGCAAGUCAGUCAUUUGGAGUACCUGAAGGAUGGACUGAAGCACAUGAGACUUAAGUUUUACAUCGAAGGCUCAGAGCCAGGUCUCAAAGGAACUGUACAUUCAGAGUCUAAAGAGAAUGUUGAAACUGGAAAAUAUGAAUUCCGUUACAUAUUUGUGGACAUAGACACCUACCCAAGACGGACCAUCAUUGUGGAAGAUAACCGAUGAGAAAAACAAUGGACUCAGUCUCUCAGAAGUGUAUUUCAUUGACAAUGUGAAGAAUGUGUCUCUUUAAAGCGGGUUUGUGUUAUUUCUCAAAAUUGCUGAAGGUGUGAAUGUAACUUUAAUUUACAAUCAAAAGCUGUUAUGUUAGAUAUCAACAGUUAAGACUGAUUUAAAUUUUGACACAACAGUAUGCUGGCCAGCAUUUGGUGAAGAGCUUUGCAAAGCAUAGUCUCUUUCAAUGACAUAACAUUAUUUGACUAUGAUGUGUUACUGUUUUAUAAAUCAUACAAAUGUGCUACAAAUAUGGUUUCAGUGGCAGGGAUAAGUACACAUAUUGAGGAUACAACAGCAUGCAUUUGUUUCAUUUUUUAUUUACUGAAAGAACAUCUGAAUUUUGAAGCAACCAAUCAAAUAUUCUUACAAGGUAUGAAAUACCUUUUGAAAUUGUAAUAAAUAAUAAAUAACACUGUUAUGUGCACAGCAACAUAAUAUCCAACAAGAAUAUCAGUUUUUAUUAGAGUUUUUUUUCUGAAGAUAUUGGGUUGAAACUCUGAACAACAGAAUAAUUUAUCUUUCAGUUUUGUUUAAUUGUAUGUAUGGUUUAAUUUGGGUGUUGGCAUUUUUAUCUUAACCUUUAGAUAUUCGUAUUAUGUUUAAAAAAACCAUGUCGCAUCAUUUUAGUGCCCACCCUAGUCUGAUGUCCCUAGUUUAUACAAAAUGGCCACUAGAUGGCGGCAAAGCAUCAAAGUUUGUAGGAACAACCCGAUAUGACCUUUUAGGUAAUUGAAGGAUUUCUGAUUCAUUUAUGUCUUUAAAUGUCCUGUGAACGUCCUAUUCUCAUCAACAGUAUUUGAAUGAGUGUUUUUGAAGUCUCACGGACUAACAGACUUUGAUGACUCAAUAUUAACUAAACACAUGCAUGACAUCCUUGAAUAUUAUCAACAAUGAACACCAAGAUUACUUUAUAACUAUUUUAAUGCGUAUGAUACUCAUGGUGGUUUAGUUUAUAGAAAAUAUGCUGUGAUUUUUGUUUAUUUUUACCCCUUUGUUUGACGAGCCCAUGCUACCUUCCUGACCCUCGGAAAUGUGGAUAUUUUUAAUGAGGCACAAAGAAACGCCCCCCUAAAGUCACCUCGGGGAAAAAAAAAAUCUUGAUUUGUGAGUGAUAACGCUGUUGUGUUAAAUGUAAUCUUGAGUGGGGGGUUUUGAAUUAAAAUGAUCUUUGUGCCCUGCCAUACAAAAAAUAAAACAAU